AUGGCUGAUCCUCGAGAGACGUGGCAGAGACUGCAGACUGCUUUGCAGCAGCGGGGACGAGGGGGUCCAUUCGGUCGGAUGCCUGGUGGAGGUGGCCGAGCUGCCGGAGGAAUCGGGGCAUUAAUUGCUCUUGGUCUAGGAGGAUAUUUGAUAUCAAAUUCAUUAUUUAACGUUGAUGGUGGUCACCGGGCCAUCAAAUAUACAAGAGUAGGUGGUGUGAAGAAGGAAAUCUACAACGAAGGUACACAUUUCCGUAUUCCGUGGUUUGAAACACCUAUUAUCUACGAUGUCCGCGCAAAGCCACGCAAUGUCGCUUCCCUUACCGGAACCAAAGAUUUGCAGAUGGUGAACAUCACUUGUCGUGUGCUUUCACGGCCACGAGUUGACGCUCUUCCCCAAAUCUACCGCACCCUUGGAUCGGACUUCGAUGAGAGAGUUCUCCCAUCCAUUGUCAACGAGGUGUUGAAGAGUGUUGUCGCACAAUUCAAUGCCAGCCAACUUAUCACCCAGCGUGAAAACGUGGCCAGACUUGUCCGUGACAACCUCGCCAGACGUGCUGCCCGAUUCAAUAUCCUCCUAGACGAUGUCUCCUUAACACACCUUGCUUUCUCUCCCGAAUUCACCGCAGCCGUCGAAGCCAAGCAAGUAGCUCAACAAGAGGCACAGCGAGCAGCCUUCGUCGUCGACAAAGCUCGACAAGAGAAGCAAGCCACCAUUGUCCGCGCUCAGGGUGAAGCACGCUCGGCCCAGCUUAUCGGUGAUGCAAUCAAGAAGAGCAGGAGUUACGUCGAACUCAGGAAGAUUGAAAACGCUCGCAACAUCGCCCAAAUUCUUCAGGAAUCUGGCGGAAGAAAUAAAUUGUACUUGGAUACUGAGGGACUGGGCUUGAACGUUAAUGCGGGCGCCGACGGUGCUGAUAAAGCCUAA
Uncinocarpus reesii 1704 is the source of this 927-nucleotide messenger RNA. Its product is annotated as prohibitin-2. Lineage: Eukaryota; Fungi; Ascomycota; Eurotiomycetes; Onygenales; Onygenaceae. Gene Ontology annotation, biological process: mitochondrion organization. The record is from RefSeq and is a predicted model, not a curated record. Gene Ontology annotation, cellular component: membrane; mitochondrion. The transcript has 4 exons. Bases 1 to 927 code for a protein of 308 amino acids.